AUGUCGAAGAUUAUCUUCUAUGAGGACAAGAACUUCUCUGGGUGCAAUUUUGAGUGCAGCAAUGACUGUGCGGACCUGAUGUGCGUCCUGAAAAACUGCAACUCCAUCAAGGUGGAGAGCGGCUGCUUCAUGAUCUAUGAAAAAUCAAACUACAGUGGGGACCAGUACUGCCUGAAGAGAGGAGAGUAUCCCGACAGCCAACAUUGGAUGAGUGCCAUCACCUCGGUCUGUUCCUGUCGCCUCAUCCACGCGCAGCCUGGGGCGUUCAACAUGCGCCUGUAUGAGCGUCUCGAGUUCGGAGGUAAGGUGAUGGACCUGAUGGACGACUGCCCCAGCGUCAUAGAACGCUUCCAAGUGAACGACAUCUUCUCCUGCAACGUGACCGAUGGCAACUGGCUCUUCUAUGAGCACCCUAACUACUGCGGCAGGAUGUACCUGAUAAGGCCUGGAGAGUACAAGAGGUUCAGUGAGUGGGGCGCCAGGAGCGCCAGGGUCAGCUCCAUCAAACGCAUUCUGGACUAUUGA
Messenger RNA from Perca flavescens (yellow perch), 525 nucleotides. RefSeq names its product gamma-crystallin M2-like. NCBI's taxonomy places the organism in Eukaryota, Metazoa, Chordata, Actinopteri, Perciformes, Percidae. The transcript has 3 exons. The coding region runs from base 1 to 525 and encodes 174 amino acids. Gene Ontology annotation, biological process: visual perception; lens development in camera-type eye. Gene Ontology annotation, molecular function: structural constituent of eye lens. The record is from RefSeq and is a predicted model, not a curated record.